GCUAAAACUCACAGCCACACUAAGAUGGGUACUGAAGUGGUAUUGGUAGAUGAAGUUCCUUUUCCUUCUCAGAUCACAACCACCAAGCCAUUGUCUCUGCUGGGUCAUGGGAUCACUGACAUUGAGAUACACUUUCUUCAAAUCAAGUUCACAGCAAUUGGGGUUUACUUAGACCCUGAAGUUGUGUCACAUCUUCAACAAUGGAAAACCAAGAAAGCAAAUGAACUUGCAGAAGAUGAUGACUUCUUUGAUGCUCUUAUUUCUGCUCCUGUUGAGAAAUUCCUUAGGGUUGUGGUGAUCAAGGAGAUCAAAGGGUCUCAAUAUGGGGUGCAGCUUGAGAGUGCUGUGAGGGAUAGAUUGGCAGCCGAUGACAAGUAUGAAGAAGAGGAGGAGGAAGCCUUGGAGAAAAUUGUUGAGUUCUUCCAAUCAAAGUACUUCAAGAAAGAUUCCACCAUCACAUUUCAUUUUCCAGCAACUUCUGCCACUGCUGAGAUUUCUUUUCACACUGAAGGGAAGGAAGAGUCAAAAAUCAAGGUGGAGAAUGCAAAUGUGGUUGAGAACAUCAAGAAAUGGUAUUUGGGUGGGACUAGAGGGGUGUCUCCUUCAACCAUAUCAUCCUUGGCUAACACACUCUCAGCUGAGUUGACUAAGUGAGAGCUUUUUGUUGUAUGGUUUUGGGCUCUUUUUUAUGGGUUGCUGCUGUUUGCAAUUGCAAGGGCUCAUUUUGAAGUUUGUUAAUUUAUGGGAAAACCUGGUGUUUCUUGUGCUCUGUUCUGUUUAAUAAAAUGAAUGAUAUAUAUAGACUUCUGUCCAUCCAACUUCCAAGUUUUUUAUGCUUAUGGAAAAUAAUAUUCCUACU
Molecule: messenger RNA, 859 nt
Organism: Prunus avium (sweet cherry)
Lineage: Eukaryota; Viridiplantae; Streptophyta; Magnoliopsida; Rosales; Rosaceae
Source: RefSeq, a predicted model, not a curated record